CUGCAGUUAAAGAAAAAUAAAAUAAAAUUUGCUGUGCCUUCUCUAAACAAAAAAGAAAAGAAAAAAUUAAACUGCAAUAAGGUCAUUAUUUUUCUUUUUCACUUGGAAAGGAAGAAGAGAGAAGAAAAUCAUAGAGAGUGAGUGAGCAUCUGAAAAUCGCGUCGAUGGUCAUUUCGUAGAAAGAAAUAGUAGAGAGAGUGUGUUGUGUGAUAGCAUAUGCUUGUGGGCGCGUGUGCGUCGACGUGUGAAAUUUCAUUAAUGUUCAAUCUCUGUAUUUCUGCUUCUAGUGAAAAUGGUUGAUUAAUCACUAAUUACGACUACUGAUUAUAGAUGGAGAUUGGUAAAGGUUGCUGAUAUUAUUAGCCUUAAGUCCCAGUAUCAGAUCAUUAUUAUCAAAGAGAUUUAAAGCAGAAUGGACGGUGGUGAGGCGUCUGCUCUGUUACAGGCGCCGCCGCAGCCCUUGGAGUGGAGAUUUGCGCAGGUGUUUGGUGAACGUACGGCUGGUGAAGAAGUUCAGGAAGUUGAUAUCAUAUCGGCUAUUGAAUUUGAUAGAAGUGGCAACCACCUUGCCACUGGAGAUCGUGGUGGGCGGGUGGUUUUAUUUGAAAGAACUGACAUGAAAGAUCAUGGUGGUAAUCGGAGAGAUCUAGAGAGGAUGGAUUUUUCAGUCAACAGGCAUCCUGAGUUCAGGUACAGAACAGAGUUUCAGAGUCAUGAACCAGAGUUUGAUUAUCUAAGGAGCUUGGAGAUUGAGGAGAAAAUUAACAAGAUUAGAUGGUGCCAAUCAGCUAAUGGUGCCCUGUUUCUUCUGUCGACGAAUGACAAAACCAUAAAAUUUUGGAAGGUCCAAGAGAAGAAGGUCAAGAAAGUGUGCAACAUGAAUGUUGACCCUGCAAAAACUACAGGCAACGGUCCCAUUGUAGGUGCUGCCAGCAUGUCAACAAGCCCUAACAUGUAUAUUGCGAAUGGAGGAUAUUUGGAUAGGUCCUCUAAUCAUUCAAGCAAUGACUUCUCCUUUUCUGGGGAUGUCCAGAAUCUGCAUUUGCCUGUGUUGAUCAGUCAUGAAACAAACCUUGUGGCUAGGUGCCGAAGAAUAUAUGCUCAUGCUCAUGACUAUCAUAUUAAUUCCAUUUCUAGUAAUAGUGAUGGUGAAACAUUUGUAUCUGCUGAUGAUCUGCGAAUAAAUCUUUGGAAUUUGGAAAUUAGCAACCAGAGUUUCAACAUUGUUAAUUUGAAGCCUAACAACAUGGAAGAUCUGACUGAGGUGAUUACUUCAGCAGAAUUUCACCCUUCUCAUUGUAAUAUGUUGGCGUAUAGUAGCUCAAAAAGCUCAAUUCGUUUGAUUGAUAUGCGGCAAUCUGCUCUAUGUGAUACUCAUAGCAAAUCGUUUGAGGAACAAGAAGUGCCUGGUUCGAGGUCCUUUUUCACGGAGAUAAUUGCCUCAAUCUCAGAUAUUAAGUUUGCCAAGGAUGGAAGGCAUAUACUUAGUCGUGAUUACAUGAAUCUCAAGUUAUGGGAUAUAAAUAUGGAUUCUGGGCCAGUUGCAUCCUUCCAAGUUCAUGAAUACCUGAGGCCUAAGCUUUGCGAUUUGUAUGAAAAUGAUUCCAUCUUUGAUAAAUUUGAGUGUUGUCUAAGUGGAGAUGGAUUGCGAGUGGCAACUGGUUCCUACAGCAAUCUUUUCCAUGUUUUUGGCUGUUCUGAAGGUAGCACAGAAGCAACAACAUUAGAAGCCACCAAAAAUCCAAUGAGGAGACAAGUUCAAACACCAUCAAGGCCUUCUAGAUCUAUGGGCAAUCUUUCUCUUGGUUUUAGACGAGAUAGUGCUGGAGUUGAUACAAACGGAAAUGCGUUGGAUUUCACGACAAAGUUGUUACAUUUAGCAUGGCAUCCAACUGAAAAUUCUCUCGUCUGUGCCGCCUCAAAUAGCCUUUACAUGUAUUACGCAUAAAGAUGGCCUGGGGAGAUCAUGGAUUUUGGCAUGUCAAAGCUGUAGAUGCUACCUCUAGUAAUCGCCUGCUUCUCUAAUAAGGAUGUAGAAGAUACAGCCAUAAUCAGAGGUCAAUGAUGCUGUUGUUAAAUUAUCUAGGAAGUAGGCAGGAUUCAUUACUAAUUAUAUUCUUUACAAAAAAAAGUACAGUUCUGUCCUACACGUUUGGAGUCUUUCAUAAAGACAUGCUUUCAGGUAGUGCCGCAAUUGCAGAAAGGUUUGAGACUAGUCUUUGAAUCUAACUUGGCAAGGGAGCUAGUGGGGGCAUCAAUUCUCAUUGAUGCUUGGGGCUUCAACCUUGUACCAUUAGAACUUAGGACUCGAGGAUUGUGAAAAAUUUAUCAUACUUAUUGUUGUAUCAUAUUCUAACCAUUCUUUCUCCUCUUUCAGAGUUUUGCUGAUAA
This is a messenger RNA of Ricinus communis (castor bean), 2391 nucleotides long. Its product is annotated as serine/threonine protein phosphatase 2A 55 kDa regulatory subunit B beta isoform. Lineage: Eukaryota; Viridiplantae; Streptophyta; Magnoliopsida; Malpighiales; Euphorbiaceae. The coding region runs from base 413 to 1948 and encodes 511 amino acids. Gene Ontology annotation, molecular function: protein binding; protein phosphatase regulator activity. The record is from RefSeq and is a predicted model, not a curated record. The transcript is spliced from 14 exons. Gene Ontology annotation, cellular component: cytosol; protein phosphatase type 2A complex. Gene Ontology annotation, biological process: peptidyl-serine dephosphorylation.